This is a messenger RNA of Helicoverpa armigera (cotton bollworm), 441 nucleotides long. RefSeq lists its product as uncharacterized. The transcript has a single exon. Bases 1 to 441 code for a protein of 146 amino acids. The record is from RefSeq and is a predicted model, not a curated record. Lineage: Eukaryota; Metazoa; Arthropoda; Insecta; Lepidoptera; Noctuidae. Gene Ontology annotation, molecular function: nucleic acid binding.
AUGACAAAGGCCCAACUGCUACUUCUUAUCACAAGUACGCAAAAAGAACCCGUGUAUAGAAUCGACGAACUCCUGAAAGCCCGUGGACACACUGUUCUGCGUUUAGCACCAUACCAUCCAGAUUUAAAUCCAAUUGAGUUGGUCGGGGCUAAUGUCCAAAAUAACAUAGUCCAAAACUAUAUCAACUCUUCUCUAGAUGAAAACAUGAUUAUAUUGGAUAAAUUGUUUUCGGGAUUCACGGCAGAAAAAUGGCAGAAAUGCGAUGAUCAUGUCCAGAAAAAUGAAAAUGAUUACUGUAAUCGCGAUUUUAGGUUCGAUAAUAUUAUCGAUUCAUUCAUAAUAAAUUUGCAAGACUCUGAUUCAAGUUCCAAUGGCGAUACGGACGAUGAAGAUGAUGACAAAAUGGAAGAUGAAGUUGAAACAGAAUCUAUGUCGGAAUAA